Molecule: messenger RNA, 3514 nt
Organism: Coccinella septempunctata (seven-spotted ladybird)
Lineage: Eukaryota; Metazoa; Arthropoda; Insecta; Coleoptera; Coccinellidae
Gene: Hil
Product: hillarin
Exons: 12
Coding region: 359-2854 (831 amino acids)
Source: RefSeq, a predicted model, not a curated record
AAUAGCAACCUGUGCGAUAGAAUCGUCGUUCACUUGUUUCGCCAUCAGAAUGCAACAUGGCUCCUCGCCUGCUCGAUCAUUGAAGUCACCGUCGCGGACGUUGGCGUGAAAAUUUAUAAUUCUAGGUGUUUUGUGCCCGGAUUUGUGAAAAUAGAAGCGAAGGGCUUCGGGAAAGGGAUUCUACCAGCCAUCGGAGGGACAGCUGGCGGUUUUGGCAGCUUGGGCCGCCCUAAAUCCGGUCGGAUAUAAGCUCACGAGGACCGGCCAACCGAGCCACCAGGGGAAGUGUGUCAAUGAUAGGCGGCCAUCCACAUGAAACAUCGACCAUCAUCAAGAUCGAACAGUCCAUGCCGAGGAAAUGAUUCAGAGCAGCUACAAAGCCAUGUACCGGCCGAAUUUCUACGAGAGUACGUGCCUGAGAUGCAACGAGACGGUGUAUCAGGUGGACAGGGUCGGACCCCUGAAAGACUUCACCUUUUUCCACAGUGGCUGUUUUAAGUGCGCGGUGUGCGGGACUAAGUUGACUCUGAAGACGUACUAUAACAAUCAGCAUAGGCAGGAGGACAAAGAAGUGUACUGUAACAGUCACGUGCCCAAGAUAGGUCCUGGACAUCUGGACGGGUCCUCGGUGGGCAUCAGGUCGGCCUUGAACGUGCCCAAAUCUACCAGUUUCGUCAACGAGCAGAUCAGAGGUCCAGGAAGAGGAGAUGUUGAAGCACUCCACGUCCGAACCACAGUCAACGGCGUCAGGUCGCACUCCCCCUUGUCGCCCAACUAUGGCGAAAAACACGCCUCGCAAUACAGCCCAAAUUCCUACCCCAUAAACAACAUCCACAACGAUUCUCCAGGUUACCAAUAUGGACGCUUCGACGCCAGCGCCCUACACAUCGCACAUGCCCUCAAACAGACCGAAUUGCAGAAAUCCUACAGGCAAUCGAGAGAGAAACCCAUCGACUGCUAUUUGGAUAGAGAUGAACAGAGAAAGUUAGAAAUGAAACACAGAAAGGAAGAAGACGAUUUGUAUAGAAAAUUCCAAAGACAAAGAGAAGAAGAAGAGAGGAGAAUAAAAGACGAAAUACGGGAUGAAUGGGAAAAAGAGCUCGAGAGGUUAACGCAUCGCUUCGAGAGAGAGAUGCAGAUGAAGAGGAAAAGAGACGACCAGAAUAUCCUCACGUUGAGGCACCAACAAGAGAAGGACGAUUUAGAGAAAAACAUGACAUUGAGGAGAGACAAAAAGAAAGAAUCUUUGACGAGAAAAAUGCUGGAGCACGAACGGGCGGCCACAGCGGCGCUGGUCGAGAAGCAGAGCCACGAGAUGCUGGAACUCAUCAACGAGAAACGCAGCGAGUUCAUGCAGGCCGAGUCGCUGUACCUGGAGGGCGACGGGAUGCCCCUGGAAGAGGUAGAACCCUAUCCGAGCACCGCGCCCGCCCCAGCUCCGCCUGCCCUCAGCAAGUUCCAGGUCUACAACGACCCGGUGGAGUUCAGCAACGUCGACCAGAUCGCCAUCUCCGUGGCUCAGGAGGACCAGAAAUCCUUCACCGACCUGGUGAGGCAGCUGGUGGGGAGGUGCGGUUCCGAUAUCGAGAAGGCCAGGACCAUUUUUCGGUGGAUAACCGUGAAGAAUCUGAACACAAUGUCUUUCGACGAGAACCUCAGGGGUGACACACCGAUGGGACUUCUCAGGGGCAUCAAAAAUGGAACUGAGAGCUAUCACGUCUUAUUCAAAAGACUAUGCAGCUACGCCGGUUUGCACUGCGUCGUGAUCAAGGGCUAUUCGAAGUCGGCGGGAUAUCAGCCAGGGGUGCGUUUCGAGGACAACAGGUUCAGGAAUUCCUGGAACGCGGUUUACGUAGCCGGAGCCUGGAGGUUCGUCCAGUGUAACUGGGGAGCUAGGCAUCUGGUGAACGCUAAAGAAGCCCCCAAAGCGGGAAACAAGACCAAAUCGGAUAGUCUGAGGUACGAAUACGACGAUCACUAUUUCCUGACCGACCCGAAGGAGUUCAUCUACGAGUUCUUCCCACUCCAGUCGGACUGGCAGCUCCUGAAGAACCCCAUCACGCUGCAGGAGUUCGAAGAAUUGCCCUUCGUUCGAUCUCUGUUCUUCAGAUACGGACUCUACUUUUCAGAUAGCGAUACCAAAGCCGUGAUGUACACGGAUUCUACCGGUGCUGCCACUGUCAGGAUAGCGAUGCCCAAUCAUAUGCAGAGCAGCCUAAUUUUCCACUACAAUUUGAAAUUUUACGACAGCGACGGGGAUAGUUUCGAGGGAGUUUCGCUGAAGAGGUUCGUGAUGCAGUCCGUAGUUGGCAACAUAGUGGCCUUCAGGGUGCACGCGCCCUGCAGCGGAGCCUUCUUAUUGGACAUAUUCGCCAACGCUGUGACGCCCAAAGAGUACCUGACGGGAGAGCCGAUGAAAUUCAAGAGCGUCUGCAAGUUCAAAAUAUGCUGCGAGGAUCUGCAGACCGUCAUGGUGCCCUUGCCCGAUUGCGCCAGUGGAGAGUGGGGCCCCACGAAGGCUACAAGGCUCUUCGGUCUGGUGCCCAUCACACACCAGGAUGCCUUGGUGUUCGCCGGAAGGGAACUAGAGAUCCAGUUCAGGAUGUCGCGUCAGCUGACUGAUUUCAUGGCCACCCUGCACAAGAACGGCGUGGAAGAAAAGAGGCUAUCGAAAUUCGUCAGUCAUCAGAUCAGCGACGACAUAGUCAUUUUCAACAUCAGUUUCCCGGAGGAGGGGCAGUACGGCUUGGACAUCUACACCAGAGAAAUGGCGUCCAGCCUAGACACGCCAGGGGAGAAACACCUCCUCACACACUGCUGUAAAUAUCUCAUAAAUUCAUCGAAACGUAACUGACGAUUUCGAGGAGCUAACUUUGAAUAAUCCUCAUCGAAAUGUCUUCCUCUCAUUGUUCGCGUUCUAUUAUUGAAUUUUUCUUAGCGUUGGUACUUCGUGACGGUUAAAACAACAAAGUUUUCAUUGCACAAGUGUAUUUUUUUGUUAACACAACUCAUUAAUAUCAUCGUUUCACGUCCAAAAUUGGUACAUGUUUUUAAUAAAUUCGAAUAAUCAUUUAGUGUUAUGUGAUACUAAGUUUACACUUCUCCAAUACAUUUUUUCGUUUCGUAUGUAAAUAGCGUUCGAAGAAUUCGUCAAGUGGGCCUUGGAAUUUCGACGGUUCGCUAAACGUCAAUUUUUGUUUGGACGACGAAUUUUUUUUCGAACGCCCGAAAAGUGUUUAGGUAAGUUUUGCACGGUGGAUACCAUUCUAGUAAAACCGGUUUCAUGAGUACUAUUCUUUUUGGUUCUGUUAUCGAGUGCAAUAAAAAUAUUUUUGAUAUUUGCUUGUUCUAAAUUUUACUUUUUAUACGCUACAUAUUUAUUGAAUUUUUAAUAUAUAAUAUAUGCAUGUUAUCGGAUUGUUACAUUGAACAAAUGUUUAUUUACAAUUAAUGGAACUUGUGAUUACGAAAUUAGUUCCGCUGACUUUGUGACUAUAAAUAAUUUAUUCAUCUA